CGCACCGCAACGCAUCGCGCAUGCACUUGCUCGGCAUCGGCACGCACUACGCGCUCAUACCGACCCUAGUACGAAUAGGCUCCUUUUCGGGUCCUCGUCGGAACAUAGUGAUCUUGUGUGGAAACUGUAAUAUAUCCGUCUAGUGGCCGUCCGGGAUGUGUCGGACGUUGGUGGUGUUCGCGGGCUGCGGGCGCUGCUGAUGGCGGUGGCAGGCGCGCGGCCCGGCAGGAUGCUGGCUGAGGAGGGCCGCACGAGGGCCACGGACUUCUCCAUCGCGGCCAUCAUGGCGCGCAGUGCUGCGGAGCCCCGGAGCCCGGGCGCGAGCUCGCCCACUCACAACGGUGUGUCGUCGCGACAGAGCUCGCCGGCGUCGUUGAGCUCUGCGGCGUCCAGUUGCCGCAGCCCAGCGCCUGACGAAGACGUUGAGGUAGACGUGGAGCAGUGCUCAGACGGCGAGCGAGAUGCCUCCGACCACGCCGUGCCUUCGCCGGCGCCGUCCUCAGAGUUGGGUGAGAGAGACACGCCGUCUCCGGCACGACCAUUACCAGCCAUUUCCUGCAAUUGCGAGGAGCUGCUGACUGUGGACUGUCAGCUCGAAACCAAGGAGCUGUGGGAUAAGUUCCACGACCUCGGCACCGAGAUGAUUAUCACCAAGACUGGCAGACGUAUGUUCCCGACAGUGCGUGUGUCAUUUGCGGGCUGCCGCGCGGAGGCGCGCUACGCCGUGCUACUAGACGUGGUACCGGUGGAUGGCAAGCGCUACCGCUACGCAUACCACCGCUCCUCAUGGCUGGUGGCCGGCAAAGCGGACCCGCCCGCGCCGGCGCGCCUUUACCCGCACCCCGACUCGCCCUUCGCCGGCGACCAGCUGCGCAAGCAGGUCGUAUCCUUCGAGAAGGUCAAGCUCACCAACAACGAAAUGGACAAAAACGGACAGAUCGUAUUGAACUCAAUGCAUCGUUACCAGCCUCGCAUCCACUUGGUGAAGGUGCGAGAGGGCGGAGGACCUAUCACGGACCUGUCCCGCGAGCAGCACAGAACUUUCGUGUUCCCAGAGACGGUGUUCACCGCCGUUACCGCUUACCAGAACCAGCUUAUCACCAAACUCAAGAUAGACUCCAAUCCGUUCGCCAAAGGGUUCAGAGAUUCCUCUCGGCUCACCGAUUUCGACAGAGACCCAAUGGAGCUGAUGCUGAUGGAGCAGCAGCUGCUGCGUUCUCCGUUGCGGCUGUACUCAGGGCCGGGGACAGGCAGCGCCGCUGAGGAAGAGGAGAAGCGGGCGGCCUGGGCGCGCACGCCGCCCGCUUUGCAGCUGCUCGCGCUUGGCGGCCGCGCCUGGCCCGCCUGGCCGCAGCCUCUCGCCCUGCCCCCCGACCUCUGGAUGCAGAAACCCCCCGCCCCGCUCAGGUACUGCCCCUACCCGCCCCCCACGCACCCACGACCAGACCACUCGCCUUCACCACGACAUCCUCUGUGA
Messenger RNA from Papilio machaon (common yellow swallowtail), 1477 nucleotides. RefSeq names its product T-box protein H15 (gene mid). Bases 200 to 1477 code for a protein of 425 amino acids. The transcript has 6 exons. Gene Ontology annotation, molecular function: RNA polymerase II cis-regulatory region sequence-specific DNA binding; DNA-binding transcription factor activity, RNA polymerase II-specific. The record is from RefSeq and is a predicted model, not a curated record. Gene Ontology annotation, biological process: cell fate specification; positive regulation of DNA-templated transcription; regulation of transcription by RNA polymerase II. Gene Ontology annotation, cellular component: nucleus. Lineage: Eukaryota; Metazoa; Arthropoda; Insecta; Lepidoptera; Papilionidae.